GUGAGUGGAGAGUGGGUAAGGAGGGCAGCGGACUGAUGACAGCUGUCACAGUGGACAAAAACACCCGCAAUCUGUCCAGAGAAGCCUUAUGGCGCACCCUUAAACCACCGGCCGAAGGGGACAACGGUAUUGCAGCGUCGGGGAUCCUUUCAAGGAGGCGCGGAGUUAUUUAGAGUUUCAGUCUGGUGGAGCAACAGUUGCUUCGGCACCAUGGGAACACAAGGCUCUGGCCGGAAGCGGGCCCCUGUAAAAGAUCGAUUCUCUGCGGAAGAUGAAGCGCUGAGCAGCAUUGCCAGAGAGGCGGAGGCGAGGUUGGCUGCAAAGCGAGCAGCUCGAGCAGAGGCCCGGGACAUUCGAAUGAGGGAAUUAGAACGGCAGCAGAAAGAGAUUUCUUACCACUCAUCCAGCAGUAGCAACAGAAAAUGGGGUCAGAUCCACCAGUGGAUGGCUGACACAGAAAAAGCCCGAACCUCUAGUAGUAGUAGAACAAGCAGUCGUCAUCGGGUGUGUAUUUUUUUUUCCUCACCUUCUCCCUCCUGUCUACUCCUAUUUCCUUUCUUCUCUCCGCUGUAAUCCAGCUCUAAAUCCCUCAUCACUCAUUUUCCUUUCUGUCUGCUUUCCUGCUGUGACUCCUUGUUUCCACAUUAACAGGGGCUGGAUGAUGAUGUCAUGUCAGUCCGCAGCUACAGGUCAACCUCUUCAUCAGUUCGGGACGUGGGCUCUAGUAAGAGUCGAUCCAGUUCCCGUAGAAAAGAUCUGUCUGAUGGUCUUUCCUCAGUCUCUGGCCUCAAAAGUUCUCGCUCUACUAGUUCUGUGUACAAUGACCUGCAUAAAAAGACCUCUUCCUCCAAAAAAGACCUGCUGACCGGCCUGUACCAUGAUCAAAGGACUUACAGCAGCCUCUCAAAGACCAAACUGCCUCCACCCUCCUCCACCUCCACCUCCUCUUAUCAGCCGCGGGCCACCACUUCCUCAUCCUCCACCACUGGUGCACCUCUGUCCCGUAGCUACAGCAUGGCCUCUAUUUAUGACGACACCGGACUUUACGGCUCGAGCCAAAGUUCAAGAGCUCCCUCUGAAUAUAGCUGGUACUCCUCUGGAGCCAGCUCUACUCGCAGCAGUCCUGUGUCUUCCUCAGAUGAUGACACUGUCAGCAGCAUAUCCCAGGAUCGCUUCAACCGGGGCCGCAGAGAUAGUGUGUCGUCGGACUUCUCGGAUAUUAGUGAGUCAGCUGCUGAUUAUUUCAGCCGCUCCAACAGAAGAGGCAGUAUUGUUUCCGAUCUCGAUGAUCUGAGCAUUCCCGAUCUGGACGCCCUGGAUGAGAAAUGCGACAAACAGUAUUCAGAUUACAGCCGGCCAUCUUCCCGCUGUGCCACACCGGGACUCUCAGCAGCCACGUUGGCAUCCCUGGGUGGCAGCUCCUCACGACGGGGCAGCACAGACACCGGCAGCAUCUAUGACCCCGACACUAGUCUGAGUGAACUUAGGGAAUCUCUAGCUGAGGUGGAGGAAAAGUAUAAGAAAGCCAUGGUAUCAAACGCACAGCUGGACAACGAUAAAGGAAACCUCAUCUAUCAGGUGGACACACUAAAGGACGUUAUAGAGGAGAUGGAAGAACAGAUGUCGGAGAUGAGGAGAGAGCUGGAGGAAAAAUCGAAGGAACUAGAAAGGCAAAAGCACACUUGUACUGUCCUACAGCACAAACAAGAAGAACUGAAAGAGGGAAUCCGCCAGAGGGAUGAGCUCAUUGAGGCCCUAGAGAGACAGAAAGAGUACUUUGAUUGCAUUAGGAAUGAGAGGGAUGAGCUCAGAGAUGAGCUCGCUGACAUCAAGGGGAAAGCCAAAGCUGGAGAGCAACACGGGCUGGUCAUCAUCCCAGACGGCGCACAAAACGGAGACCUCAACCACGAGCAUCUGUCCUCAGGAAUCACUGUGGUCUCCCAGGAGGCCGCGCAAGUGCUGGAGUCAGCAGGCGAGGGACCGCUGGAUGUGAGGCUACGGAAGCUGGCGGAAGAGAAGGAUGAGCUCUUGGCUCAGAUCAGGAAGUUGAAGAACCAGUUGGAGGAGGAGAGGCAGAAGCACUCGAAGGUCGACGGCACGUACGCAGACGGGGAGAGGAUGGAGAACGGUACUGACCUGCACAUCAUUGAAAUGCAGAGAGACGCCAACAGGCAGAUCAGCGAGUACAAGUUCAAGCUGUCCAAGGCGGAACAGGAAAUGGGUACGAUGGAGCAAAAUAUAAACAGACUUGAAGGACAAGUGUCCCGGUACAAGGCGUCAGCAGACAACUCGGAGAGAAUCGAGGAUGAGCUCAAGGCUGAAAAGAGGAAGCUGCAGAGAGAGCUGCGCACUGCUCUGGACAAGAUCGAGGAGAUGGAGAUGACCAACAACCACCUAGUGAAGCGGCUGGAGAAGAUGAAGGCCAACCGGAAUGCUCUUCUGUCCCAGCAGUGAGGCAAGGCAGCACCACCACCAUCAUCACGCAAGUCCUUAACCUCACACGUCAGACCUCCGACCGUGCGCCCGGAGCACGCUUCCCCGUCUUCGGCUGCGAAGACGUGUAGCUUAACCCGAAUCACCGAAAAAUCGUAGCAGAGAUGAAAGACCGAACUUUUCUUUUCUCUUUGGUCAAGCUGGGAGUUCUUUUCAUCUGUGAAGUCGCCAGAGAUUUUUGGGGAGAACACAUGGUGAAGAACGGUGAAGAUGCUGGGAGAAACGUGUCACUACAUUCAGAGCUUUCUUCUGCAACAUGUUAUCCACAACAUUAAUUUCCUUCUGGCUGGGUGCUUGGCUCUUCUUUUGUUUUGUUUUUUUGUUUUGUUUCUCUUGAUAAGUUGCAUGAAUGAGUCAGGACGACGCUUUUAAACUCUUCAACCAUGGAGGCUGCUCCGGCCCUGCACCUUCCCAGCUUCCCUCACACAGUGAAGUGCCUUUUCACACUCGGAGUCUGGGGAUCUGCACCGCUCAUUGAAUCAAUGGUUUUUAAAAGGUACACGAUGAUGUAUUUAAAGAGAGAGGGAAAAAACAGGAGGUGCCGUGUGGAAAAUAUGUAGAACCGACCGUGUCUGCUGCAGUUUCAUUGAAAUUUUUCAAAUAUUUAAAAUAUUUCUUGAAAAUAAAUGUGUAAUU
Messenger RNA from Synchiropus splendidus (mandarinfish), 3129 nucleotides. RefSeq names its product leucine rich repeat (in FLII) interacting protein 2 (gene lrrfip2). Lineage: Eukaryota; Metazoa; Chordata; Actinopteri; Syngnathiformes; Callionymidae. Gene Ontology annotation, biological process: regulation of DNA-templated transcription. The transcript has 24 exons. The record is from RefSeq and is a predicted model, not a curated record.